CAGCCGCAGGCGGCGUUUCUCCGCGCCGCAGCUCUCAGAGGCGGAGAGAGUGAGCAGACAACCAGGAACUUCGCUCCGGCAGGACCCCAGAACUACCGCGGGCCCGCGCCUUGGUCUCAGGCCUCCUCGGCAGAUACUGCGACAGUCUGCGAGCCCCUGUCUGAUUGCGCCGGCUCCCCCCAGGUCCUGGCGAUGGCACUGACGAUGCUGAGAGACCGGUGCGGCUGGAUGGGUACCAACGCACAGUUGUCCCUGCUCAUCCUGGGCAUCCCAGACGACUGCGAGAACCGGCAAUUCCAGGAGGCCGUGCAGGCUGCCUGUGGCCCCUGGGCAGGAGCCCCAGGAGAGGCAGAGGCCUGGAUCCAGCAAUGGAACCAGGCCCUGCAGCCUGUGCUGGAAAAUGUGGCCGACCCAGAACUGAGAACCUUUUCUGGCACACAAGAGCCAGGCAGCGAGGAAGAGCCCUUUGAGAGCUGGCUGGACCACGCCAAUGACGUACUGUACCAGUGGCGCCACAUAUCGGAAAGGGAGAGGAGGAGGCGGCUGGUGGAGAGCUUGGGUGGCCCCGCACUGAAUCUCAUGUGUGGCCUCCUGGAUGAAAAUCCCCACAUGACUGCUCACGAAUGCCUGGUGGCGCUGGUGCAGGUGUUCGGGAACAAGGACACCCGCACGGCUGCGCGGAUGAAGUUCAUGACUUGUACCCAGCAGCCCCAGGAGACCCUCUUUGCUUACGUGAUGCACCUGGAAGGCCUGCUGCAGACGGCCAUGGAGAAGAGGGCCAUCCACCCCACUCUUGCAGACCAGGUGCGCACCCGGCAGGUGCUGAUGUGGGCCCACCCCAACAAGACACUCCAGAGCAAACUUAGGAGGAUGGGGCUGGAGAGGAGACCGCCUGGCUUCAUGGGGAUGUUGCGUCUCGUUCGAGAGACAGAGACAUGGGAGGCCAUUCUGGCUGGGAUUCAUCACUUCCAAAUGGAAGAAGACGCCCUUGCGUGUAUUAGACAUCUGGCCACUGCCCACGCAGCCCCAUCCUGUGCAGAUGCUGCCCAGGCUGCUACGGCCAGUGCAGAUGCCGCCCAGGCCACCUCAGACAAUGAACAUGCCACCCAGGCCAUCCCUGCCAGUGCAGAUGCCGCCCAGGCCGCCUCAGACAAUGAACAUGCCACCCAGGCCAUCCCUGCCAGUGCAGAUGCCGCCGAGGGCACCUCAGACAAUGAACAUGCCACCCAGGCCAUCCCUGCCAGUGCAGAUGCCGCCGAGGGCACCUCAGACCAUGAAGAUGCCACCCAGGCCAUUCCUGCCAGUGCAGAUGCCGCCCAGGCCACCUCAGACAAUGAACAUGCCACCCAGGCCAUCCCUGACAGUGCAGAUGCCGCCCAGGCCACCUCAGACAAUGAACAUGCCACCCAGGCCAUCCCUGCCAGCCACCCUGGCCAGUGA
Rhinolophus ferrumequinum (greater horseshoe bat) is the source of this 1440-nucleotide messenger RNA. RefSeq names its product paraneoplastic antigen Ma6E-like. The record is from RefSeq and is a predicted model, not a curated record. Bases 193 to 1440 code for a protein of 415 amino acids. The transcript is spliced from 4 exons. Lineage: Eukaryota; Metazoa; Chordata; Mammalia; Chiroptera; Rhinolophidae.